GCUUAAUAAAGAGGAUAAGAAAAUUUUAAAAAAUAAAGAUAUUAGAAUUUGAAGGAUAAAAUCAUGGUUGUUAAAAAUAGUGACAUUAGUAAUCAUCAGAUGGGGAAUUUGGUCAAAAAAGCAAUUGUUCAAGCAAAGUUUGAGAAGAGAUUAAUUUUAGGCUUAUCGCAAGUUGUUAAAUAUUUGAUGGAAGGCUAUUCAGACAUUCCAACAAUUUGUUUAAUUGCACCACCAAAGCAAGGUGAUUUUGCCACACAUAUGCAGGAAGUACUGCUGCAAGCUUAUUGCUUAGAAAAUGGCAUUAACACAGUUUAUAUUGAUUGUGCUGAUAAAAUAAGCCGGAUACUUAGACUUCCCACAACUGAGUCUUGUGCAUUAAUAUUUGCAAAUGCGGCAGGUGAUUUUGACUGUGAAGGAACCUUCUUAGAUGAGGAUUAUCACUUAACAAAAAUUGAGAAAAUGAUUGUGAAUUAUUGUGAAGAGCAUUGGGACGAAGAUGAAUAUUCGACAAUUAGACUUCCUGAAAAGUGAAGGAAAGUCAUGUGAAAAUUUUAAGUGUUUUAAUUAUGACUGAAAAAAAUCAGCUGUUGAUAACGAUAGCACAAAAAUAAGAGGCUCGACGUACAAUGAAUCACGAGAAUGAAAAUAAAACCAACCGUUUGCAGUAUUCCAGUUAAAACCUGAUAUUUAUCAUAAUUGAGGAUUUUUAAUGAAGUGAGAGAAUGUAUUGAUAAGGAAUAUAACAUAAAUGAAUCACAAUAUUGUGUAUGCCUUAAUAAAGAAGCUACUUUUUAAUGAA
This is a messenger RNA of Chironomus riparius, 799 nucleotides long. NCBI's taxonomy places the organism in Eukaryota, Metazoa, Arthropoda, Insecta, Diptera, Chironomidae. The record is from the annotation of a GenBank genome assembly.